This is a messenger RNA of Didymella exigua CBS 183.55, 2862 nucleotides long. Its product is annotated as carbohydrate-binding module family 32. Bases 107 to 2587 code for a protein of 826 amino acids. Gene Ontology annotation, molecular function: protein binding. The record is from RefSeq and is a predicted model, not a curated record. Lineage: Eukaryota; Fungi; Ascomycota; Dothideomycetes; Pleosporales; Didymellaceae. The transcript has 2 exons.
CAGCAUGUCGCGGUUGAAAAGGAGAAACCAGGCUCUCGACAUCUUGUUGAUUUCCAGAUUGACACAGCUAUUACAGUCGAAUAUUCCGGCUGAUUAGCCUGUCACGAUGCGCUCAUUCGCUUUCCUUCUGGCCUUACAGGUGGCAGCUGCAGCCACGAUUACUGUUGACAGCUUCCAAAGCGGUAAUUCUGGAACAAAUGCGAUCGAUCUGAACAACGCGACUUUCUGGCAUUCUCAAUACCAGCCAGCAGUCGCUCUUCCUCACGUGGCCACGCUCGACUUGGGCAUCGCUACCUGGAUCAACGGUUUCACAUAUCUGCCCCGGCAAGACGUCCGACCUGAUUGCACCACUUGCAAGCUCAAUGGAAACAUUGGGCGUCAUGACAUUCAGAUCAGCGUCGACAAUGCUAGAUGGACGACGGUCGUUUCCCAAACUACAUACGCCGACACUGCUGCGUUGAAGACGGAGACAUUCGCCGCAGUCAAUGCUCGAUACGUCCGCAUUACCGCAUUCACAGAAGCCGGGAACCGCGGCCCGUGGACUAGCGCUGCAGAGCUCGGUGUGUUACUGAGAGGUAAUACGGUCAGUAGUGCCGGCAGUAGCAGCAGCAGCAUCCGUACCAGCAGCAGCAGCCCGAGCCCCACUAUUCUAGCCUCAAGCAGUUCCGUCUCGCCUGAUACAGCCCCAGCGAGAACGAUCUCGGCAACAGUUAGAUCAAUUGCUGUCAACUGUGCUCAAUCAGGUUCUGAGGGAUCCAAAGCAAUCGAUGGCGAUAGAGGGACCAUCUGGCACAGUCAGUGGAGUCCAGAGAUCAGACUGCCCCACAAUGCCGUCCUCGAUCUGGGAACGACUCAACAGGUGACUGGGAUUACUUAUCUACCUCGUCAAGAUGUUCCGACGGGUGGAAAAAUAAACGGAAACUUCGGUUCCCACACGAUCGAGACGAGUACCGAUAAUCUCAACUGGAUCGUCGCUGCAAGAAGUACCUUCGUAGACGAUGCUACUCUCAAAAGAGAGACCUUCCCUGCCGUCUCCGCUCGCUACGUCAGAGUCACUGUGUUGACAGAAGCCGGUAAUCGCGGACAGUGGGCCAGUGCUGCCGAGCUUGGAGUUUUGGUUGUGUCCAAUGCGGUAGUCGAUUUUUCAAGCACUGGAAAGUGGAGUUCUGUUAUUCAACUACCUCUGGUGGCUGCUGGAGCGUUCAUGAUUCCUGAAAGCGGAAAAGUUCUGAUCUUCUCCGCUUCUGGCCGUACCGACUUUGAAUCUGCCAAAGGAUACACACAGACCUCCACCUACGACCCAAAAACCGGAGCUGUGACAGAGCGCGAGGUGCGAAAUACCGGACACGAUAUGUUCUGCCCCGGCCUGUCCCUGGAUUUUAAUGGCCGCGCAAUAGUCACUGGUGGAAACGACAACUUCCCGACCAGCAUCUACACACCAUUGACAGACGUCUGGACCAGAGCAGCUGACAUGAAGCUCAAGCGUGGCUAUCAAUCUUCGACGACUCUCUCUAAUGGCCAGGUCUUCCAGAUCGGAGGCUCUUGGGUACCUGGAGCACUGCGCGGCGGCAAGAACGGAGAGAUCUACAACCCGGCCACCAACACCUGGACUCUAUUGCCCGGUUGCCCUGUCGCGCCGAUGUUGACGAAUGACGCCCAAGGAAUCUUCAGAUCAGAUAACCAUGGCUGGCUGUUUGCAUGGAAGGAUGCUACCGUGUUUCAAGCCGGCCCGAGCAGGGCCAUGAAUUGGUAUGGCACGUCUGGGAGCGGUAGCCAGACUGGAGUAGGAAACAGAGCAGCGGACGCGGACUCAAUGUGUGGCACUGCGGUCAUGUACGAUGCUCUCAAUGGCAAGAUUUUCACCGCUGGCGGCUCGCCAAACUACGAACUAUCAGAUGCCACCACCAACGUCCAUCUCAUCACUAUCGGCAAUCCUGGAAGCGCACCUUCAGUCACCAAGACCACUUCGAUGACGUACGCAAGAGCGUUCCACAACAGUGUGGUUCUGCCCGAUGGUAAAAUCUUCACCACUGGCGGUCAGUCCUACUCUCGACCUUUCUCCGACGCAACCGCCAUCAUGCAGCCUGAGAUGUGGGAUCCAGAGUCUCAGAACUUUACCAUUCUUCCGAGCCACGAGAUUCCUCGCACUUAUCACAGCAUUGCCCUACUCCUCCUUGACGGGACAGUUUUCACCGGCGGUGGUGGACUGUGUGGAGGAUGUAGAACCAAUCAUCUCGACGCUGAAAUCUUCAGCCCUGGGUACUUAUUCAAUCCAAAUGGCACUGCAGCAAGACGGCCGGUCAUCAGCACCCUGUCGGCCUCCACAACUGCCGUUGGUUCAAGCCUGACAGUAACGACCGAUACGGCUGUCACGAAGUUCUCGCUCGUCCGCUACGGAUCUACUACACACACAGUCAAUACAGACCAACGUCGUAUUCCUCUUGACGCUGUGUCUGGCACUGGAAACACAUACACUGUAACCAUUCCGCGAGACCCGGGGAUUGCGCUGCCAGGUUACUGGAUGUUGUUUGCGCUCAACUCGGCAGGCGUACCUAGUGUCGCCAAGACGGUCAAGAUUACUCUAUGAUCUUCACCUACCCGCUACAGGAUGCUACUCAUCAUAUCAAAGCUUUCAGUUACUGCAAGCUGCGUCUGUUUAGGUAUUUUCUACAUAAUUUUACUAGGUCUACCUAUCCUUAUUGCUGUGAUACUUUAUGUAACGUACCUGACGCGUGAGUUGCCCAGACGGGUGAGUCGCCCACUCUGCCAAGGCUCCACCAAAACGCGACCCUAUUUUGGCACACAACACCCCAUUAUAGGCCUGCAAAUAGUAAUUUAACAUGUUACAGUAACGUACCUCAC